Molecule: messenger RNA, 3594 nt
Organism: Cylindrotheca closterium
Lineage: Eukaryota; Bacillariophyta; Bacillariophyceae; Bacillariales; Bacillariaceae
Source: the annotation of a GenBank genome assembly
AUGUCUACUAACGUCCUUUUGAAGAAGAAGAAGAACAAACCAGUUUUCAUUGGUAAUUCGAACUUGGACUCUUCCACCAUGGUAUCCCAGACAGCAGCCAGACCAGCAGCGAAACGCGAGUUUCCCUACGUUUCAAGUGAAGAUGCAUCUCCUCCAAAGAAACGUCGCGGUGAGAACUCGGCUGACGGAAAGGAGAACAAUGGAGUGGAUAGGCCUUCAGUUGCGGAUGAUUUGGCGGAAAGGCAAUCAGAGCACAGGGAUUCUUUGCUUGCUGGUCGUCAUCGAAACGAACAAGGAAAGCCACCCGAAGCUGGCGUCAUUCGAGAAAUCUAUGUUGAAAACUUUAUGUGCCACAAGAAGCUCAGAGUGCAGUUGUGCCGCAAUGUCAAUUUCAUUCACGGACAAAAUGGUAGUGGAAAGUCAGCAAUCUUGGCUGCAAUUCAAAUCUGUCUCGGAGCAGGAGCUCGAAGAACGCAUAGAGCUCGAAACUUGAAGGACUUGGUGAGAAAGGAUUCGAACUGCAAUGCCGCCAAAGUGCAAGUCACAUUGCUUAAUCGAGGAGAUGAUGCUUAUCAACAUGAACUCUACGGGGACGCAAUCACCGUGGAGCGGACCAUUGCUGUGCGUGGAGGCUACAACGGCUACAAACUAUACAACCACGACAUGGAGGAAAUAUCGAGAAACAAGAAGGAUCUUGAUGAAAUGCUCGACAAAUUGAAUAUCCAGGUGGAAAACCCAUGCGCCAUUCUCGAUCAAGAAGAUGCCAAAAAGUUCUUGACUGGAAAAGCCUCAGACAAGUAUGAAUUCUUCAUGAGGGCCACAGAACUGGAACGCCUCGAUCGCAAGUACGCGGCCACGCUUGACAUGGUUCGAGACCUGGAUAAUCAAUCGACAAGAUUAAACGGUGCCUUGGAGACUUACAUUGAACAGGCGAAUGACGCAAAGAAGCGUCACAAAGAAUUUCAGAAAAUCGAAGAGCUCGAGAACAAGAAGGAGACUUGCGAAGAGUUGUACGCUUGGUCAUUGUACAAUGAUGCCCAUGAGAAGCUCGUUGAAAAGAGAGAGGAACGUGACGCAUUCCAAGCCAAGGCACAGAAGAAAAUUGAAGAGCUCAGCCAGGCUGAAGGGGCAGCACAAGGACCGGAUGAGGAAGAGACUAACCGACGCAACAAUCUGGAUCGUUUGACUAGAGAAGCUGAUGAACAGGCAGGACAAAAGCAAAACCUCGAAGUUGAUCUCAAACGUGCAUCUGAACCAUACAAGGCUCUAUCUCGCCGGCUCAAAGAAACCAGAAAAGAUAUUGGCUCGGCGGAGAGGAGCUUGGCUAGUGCAAAACAGCAGCUCGAAUCGAAGCGUGCCGAAAUCCUCGCGAGAGCCGGAUCCGCAGAGUCAGAAGCUGCAGGAAGGACGAAACGGCUUCAAGAUGCGGAGGCAAGAUUGGCUAAUGCGAAAGAAGAUCGCGAUCGAAUUAGGCAGGCCGUCAGUGACUCCCGGAAAGCUUAUGAUGAAUUGGAGCCACAAGUAGAGCAAGCACGGCAUGAAGUUAGCGCUGGAGAGAAGCGACUCAUGGCACUGAAUUCCCGAAUCAGAGAACUUGAAAAGUCCGGAAAUAGUUCUAUCAACAUUUUUGGACGAAGGUGCGGUGCUGUCCACGACAUGGUACAAAAAGCACGUUUUCAAGGCCCUGUGCUGGGCCCUAUUGGAGCGUUUGUCAAGAUUGCUCCUGGGAAGGAAAUGUAUGCUCCCUUGGCCGAGCUUGCGAUUGGAUCUGGUAUGCUGGAUCGUUUUAUCGUCACGAAUGACAAUGAUAGAAAGAUUCUACAGGGCAUUCGUCGCAAAAUUGGCUGCCAGCAUGACUGCGGAAUUCUUCAAAUCCAUCCACAUGCUAAAUACAGCGUCCAGCCACCACCAGUCGAUGGAAUUGAUACAGUUGCAAGCGUGCUUCAGAUUUCCAAUGACCUUGUAUACAACAGUUUGGUUGAUUACUGCAAGAUUGAAGAGAAGGCGCUCUCUAAGUCCAAGAAAGAAAGUGAAGAUCUCCUUCUUCACCGAGGAAAUGACGGCAGACUAGCAGUUCGUGGACGUAUCAAAACAGUUUUUUUCUUGCCCAAAGGAGACAGCUGGAACGUCAAGAAUGGCACUUUGGGUAUGAGUUCAAACGAGAAGCAACUCCGUCAAACAAUUGGUGUCGACAAAUCAAAAGCAAUUGCUGAGACAAGAAAUGAGAUGCAGGCUGUUCAGCAUGAAGUCAACCAGCACCGCCGCGAGGACAAUCGAUUGAAUCAUGAGCACACCGAAAGCAUGAAGGAAUGGAACAAAGGCAAGGGACAACUUCGCAAGGUCGAAAAGGAGCUCGACAAGGCGCGAAGAGAUAUUGAAUCGUUGCAAGAAGAUGAGAUCCAAGCGUCAAACUUUGACACCGAUACUUCCGAGCAUGAGCAAUUGGUAACUGAUGAGCAGGCGACUGUGGAUGCACUGAAAGAUAAUGAGGUUGCAUUGAUUGAUCAAUUGCAGGGACUUGAACCUGGAAUCGAAGAGCUCAAGUCAAAACUAAAUGAAACGAAGGCGAGAAACGAAAGGGUGAUGCAGGAUAUGACUGCAGCCGAGGAGGAUCUUGCAAAUUACAUCCAACAUCUUUCGCAGCGCCAAGAAAAGCUAGAGAAGAAAAGGAACAAGGUCAAGCAGUACGAAGAGAUUAUUGAGAAGAAAAAUAUACAGAUCAACGAGAGUGAUGAUCAAGCUAAGAGUUAUCUUCUCACUGCAAAGACACUUGCGUUUCACAGACAAAAAAAAGACAGUCUUGAUGAAGCCGCUGCCGAUUCGGAAUGGUCACAGGAGCCAACCCAUGCAGAUCUUGAGGGCAUUGAAAGGCCCGAUCAAUCUCAGAUGAAGAAAGAUCCCAAGUACUAUAAGACUCGAUUGGAGCGACUAAAGGAGCGACUGCAAACUGAAAGAGAACGCCGUAAUGCUAUGAAUGAAGAUCCCAUUGAAGCGUACGAAAAGUAUAUCCGAGCGCAAAAGCUGUUAGAGAGCAAAAUGGAGCAAAUCAAGGAGAUCGACGAGACGAGCAAGAAUCUGAAGAGUGACUGGAACAAGCGAAAGCAGCGUUGGAGACAGUUUCGACAGCAUAUUGCACUUACCACCGAUGGAAAGUUCAAUGAAAUUCUCAACGACAAAGGAUCGUCAGGGACAGUCGAGUUCAAUCACAAGGAUGCUACUUUGAAUCUCUGUGUGCAGAAGGAUGCAACUGAUGCGAACAGUCAGCAGAAAGAUGUCAAAGCCCUAAGCGGCGGAGAACGUUCGUACACUACAAUCGCGCUUUUGCUGGCCCUGGGCGAGAGUCUUGAAACGCCUUUCCGUGUCCUGGACGAAUUCGAUGUAUUCUUGGAUCCUGUAACUCGAAAGACAGUCAUCGACACUUUGAUUCUCAUGGCCAAGAAGAUGAAUCACCGACAGUUCAUUUUCAUUACCCCACAGGACGUUUCGAAUGUUGAUGCCGAUCCUAUGCUCAAAAUUAUCAAGAUGACGCCACCUACUCGCAGAGAUGUUGCUGGGGCUCCAAUCCAGCAGGUUUUGGAGUUUUCGCAGAAUUGA